Messenger RNA from Stomoxys calcitrans (stable fly), 4217 nucleotides. RefSeq names its product serine-rich adhesin for platelets (gene dpr15). The transcript has 6 exons. The coding region runs from base 436 to 3738 and encodes 1100 amino acids. Gene Ontology annotation, biological process: synapse organization. Lineage: Eukaryota; Metazoa; Arthropoda; Insecta; Diptera; Muscidae. The record is from RefSeq and is a predicted model, not a curated record. Gene Ontology annotation, cellular component: neuron projection membrane.
AAUUUGACAAAAAAAAAAUGGAAAAUUCUGAUCAAAAACAUACAAACACCAACAUCGACCAACGAAAAAUAAAAAUGUAAAACCGAAAGCCGGAAAAAAUAUGCAAAUAACCGCAUGCCAAGUGUUGUCAUAAUAAAUGAAAAAUGCAAAUGUUUUAAAUAGAAUGGCAGAGCAAAAAAAAAAAAAUCCUAAAUAGUUUUUUUCUCUUCAUCACCAUGCAAGAAUAAAGUUAAUGAAAACAGUGUGAACAGGCAAAGUGUAAAGUGAAAAAAAACCAUGCCCCAGCAAGGAACAACUCGUAGCUUGGCUCUAAAAAUUGAAUAAACUUAUGAUUGGAAUAGUCAUUAGUUUGGCUGAAUUAAACCCAAAAAAAUACAGUGAAGAAUUCAUUUGAGGCCAUACGCAAGAGUCUGAGCAAAAAGGACACUAUUCAACAUGGAUUUAGCCGUUUUGUUAAUGUAUAUGUGGAAUAUACUGAUUUUGGUGUCGUUGCACGUUCCGGGUACACUACUGAAUACCAUAGAAUAUAACAAUAAUACAAGAUUAAGGAUAAGUUCGCAACUGGAGCAUAGCGUCAUAAAUGCUAUGGAAACCAUAAGGAAAGUGUCAUCCUUACCAUCGCCGUCAUCAGCAGAAGCAGCGCCAUCACCAUCAUCAGCAUCAGCAUCGGCAUCAUCGGAGGCAACACCAAUUGCAACAUCCAGCACAAGUAAAUCGAAAGAGCUGACAUUGUCAGUAGCAACGACAAUAGCAACAGAAUCAACGAGAACAACAGCAGCCACUACUACAACUACUACUACUACUACUACAACAACAACAUCCGCUUUACAAACCUAUGAACUCUUACCAUCACUAUUAUCUGCGUCAGUAUCAUCAUCAUCAACAGCAACAACAACAACAACAUUGUUGUCUAUGUCGUCAUCGUCAUCGCCAUCGCCAUCUUUUACUACUUUUAAGGCAGAUGCUGUUAGUGGCAGGAAUUUGAAAGGACACAAGGGCUCCUCACAACAGCCCCACCAGUAUAAUCAAGUGCAGCAGCAAGAACAACAACAACAACAAGAACAGCUACAGCAGAGAAUGUACACAAACGACAAUGCAAUAUUAACUGGCAACAUGACAACAGCAACAUUGGCUAACGGAACUUUAGCUAAUGGCAACAAAGGCAAGGAGGCCGAGGCUGAAGCCAGGGCUGACUCUGAUGAUGAUGGUGGUAACUCCAUUGCACAAAUGUCACUACGGCAUCCGUUUGCACAUAGCACCGAAUCAACAGACCACAAGCAUAGUUUGUUCUCCACGUCCAUAUCCAGGCCCUUGUCAUCCGCAGACCACCAACAAGUUUCCAAAGGUCCUUGCAAGAAUUUGGAACUACCACCACCAACACCCCUAUUCGACCUAGCUAACGAAGAUCGUAGUUAUGGUCCCCGCACUGUACAACUAAUGAAGGUAACUGGAACAAGCAUAUCAUAUGGUGAUGUGAAAGCUUCCGAAUAUCAUGCCACACACAAUGGCCAUGAAGCUGAAACUACAGCGGAAUUGAAUGAUGUUCAUGGUAAUGAUGGUGGUGGCAAACAUGGCAAAGAUGAUCAUACCGCAAUGGUAACACCACAAGACUCAGUGGUAGCGGGCGCAAUUAAAACCUCCACCAAUGCGAGUGGCCACGGCAUAAGCGAGUGGCCAAGGCAUAGCUUUAUUGCUGCAUUACCAUAUGAGGCCACUGCAGCUUUUGUGGCUGAUGAUGCUAAAACCAUGUACAUCCAUGCGAAUCGUGGCCUGGUAAUGGGCACUCCCUCCAUUAACCGGCCAGAACAAGCGGCUUCAUCCUCAUUGUUGGUGGUUGAUAAACAUUUUGCGAUUGGUCCUGCAUCUCUGGUUCAAGAUGCAUCGCUAUCGAAGGACGAAGGUAGAGGCCAAUCGUAUUAUAACAUUAAAGGCAAUAAUUCUUCAGUUCACACAAGUGGCAGUGGUAGUUUGCAUCAUGGCAUAACCCCAAUAACAUUAAUUGCAGCAUCUUCGUUGGCAUCAACGCCUGCAUCAUCAUCAUCAUCGCUGAAUGGCACAAGAACAUCAUCCACGACAUCAACAGCCUCCAUAAUACAUUCUUCUCCUCCCACGACUUUAGCAAGUGCUGAACAUUCUGCCACGGUCAGUACUACCAGCAGUUCUGUAAAACAGAAAACAACACGUCGUCGUCCAGUGGCUACAACGACUUUGAAACCACCUCCCACCAUAGAUGACUAUCAAACGGUAACCAGUCAGGCUGGAACCCACGCCUAUUUGCCUUGCAAUGUAAAACAAUUGGUAAAAAAGCCCAUUUCAUGGCUAAGAGUUCGCGAUGGCCACAUACUAACCGUUGACCAAACAACAUUUAUCGCCGAUCAGAGAUUCCAAUCUAUAUUCAGGGUAAACCCCGAGCGAUGGUCAUUGCAAAUCAAAUAUGUGCAAUUAAAGGAUGCAGGCAUAUAUGAGUGCCAAGUAUCAACGGAGCCAAAAGCCAGUGCCAUUGUGUAUCUGCAUGUGGUCGAGCCGAAAACGGAAUUAAUCGGUGCACCCACACGUCAUGUAAAAGCCGGAAGUCAAGUGAAACUGCUGUGCAUAAUUAGCCAGGCACUGGAGCCGCCAUUAUUCAUUAAUUGGUUUUAUAAUCAAAAGCAAAUUUAUUUGCAUAAUCGCAAGGGAUGGCGUACAGAAAUUGAACGCAUUGAAUUGCCGCCGGAUACAACGACGACCACAACGACAACUACAACAACCACAGCAAGGACAACAACUACAUCAGAAACUAGCAGCAGCAGCAGCAGCACUAGUACUACAACAUCAAGCUCCGCAAGUGCUAGUUUGACUGGUGAAGCCACCUCAACACACAUGCCCAGCCUAGCAGAUGGCUUAAAUGAUGAUGGCUCGGAUAGUGGUAGUCCAUCAUCGAUAAGCGGAAGCGAAAUGCCUGCAGUGCACGUACUUACAUCCAUAACUCCGCCAUCGCUUAAUGAUGGUAAUCCCUUAGACAUGGUGUCAGAAUCCACAUACCAUCAACAACAGCAGAAGCAGGCGCAGCAGGCGCCUUCUCUUAACCACCACCAUCCGAAUUUAAUACAUACUGAGGCUGUCUCAUCAAUGCCAGUUUCCAUAUCAAAAUCGCAACAGCCAACAGUGGCUUCUGGUUCAACUGCCACAGCAUUCAUGGCCUCCACAUCAUCAGCAGCAGCAUCAGUCCCUCCAACACCCUCCCGAGGAUCGGAAACAACAACAGUGACGUCGCCGCUAUUAGCCAACAUCGCAACAACGGAUGCGGCAACAACAACACCUCCACCACCAUCUGACGAGGAUGACUUCUCACAGGGGCCAACUAUGAUGACGGCUGCAGGAACAUCAAUAAAAACGCCGGAUUUCAUGGCGUCUGCAGCUGAACGAGGUUACAUGAUGUUGUCAACACUGAUGACAGUUACUGAUGUUAAGCAGAUUACGACUGCUUCAUUAAUUAUACCAUCGGUGCAGAAGCUGGAUUCUGGAAAUUACACAUGCAGUCCUUCAAACAGUGAACCACGUACAGUCAUUUUACAUGUAUUAAACGGUGAAUACUCAGCAUCAGCCAUAACAUCGGGUGGCUUGUCAAAUACCAAAGCUCAUCAACUUCGACACUUCAUUAUUCAACUGUUUGUGUUGAUUGGCAUGAAGUUUAUUAAACCACGAUGUCAUUGGUUUUUUACAAAAUGUCACAUUAUGCGAAGGUAUAGUGGCGGUUAAGCCAUAACCAUACACCUUUAAUUCUUGACUUUGUUAUUAAAUGUUUAUGAGGUUGGUAUGUUUUUGGUAUGUUUUCUCUUUAUGUUGAAUCCCCUUUCGAUUAUCUGUAACUCUAAAUUAUUCAGUUAAUUAAUUGUGUCACAAAAGACUGCCAUAAUUUAAAGAAAGAAAGAAUGAAAAAAAAAAAACAUUAUAAUUAUUACGUAUGAUUAAUUAAUUAUGUAUCAUAACAUACAUAAUGCGAGUAAAUGCCAAAAAUGACGGCGAGUGUAACAAAUUAUUUUUAUUAAUUUGUAAUAAGUCCACAUUUCCAUUGUAAUGUAAAUACAACAACCACACCCAUACUCAUGCUGACAUCCACACUCACCUCCACACUCAUGCUCCCAUUGGCCACAACUAUACGUAUACAUACAUAUAUUAAGUGAUAGGUUUAAUUAAGUAUUGCCAAUAUGUUUAUUAUUCUGGAGUAUAACCACAAU